AUGCUCAAAUACAUCGCCUCGCCCUCAAAUACCACCGCCUCGCCCUCAAAUACCACCACCUCGCCCUCAAAUACCACCGCCUCGCCCUCAAAUACCACCGCUUCGCCCUCAAAUACAUCGCCUCGCCCUCAAAUACAUCGCCUCGCCCUCAAAUACCACCGCCUCGCCCUCAAAUACACCGCCUCGCCCUCCAAUACAUCGCCUCGCCCUCAAGUAUACUGCCUCGCCCACAAAUACACCGCCUUGCCCUCAAAUACACCGCCUCGCCCUCAAAUACCACCACCUCGGCCUCAAAUACCACCACCUCGCCCUCAAAUACACCGCCUCGCCCUCAAAUACCACCACCUCGCCCUCAAAUACACCGCCUCGCCCUCAAAUACACCACCUCGCCCUCAAAUACCACCGCCUCGCCCUCAAAUACCACCACCUCGCCCUCAAAUACCACCGCCUCGCCCUCAAAUACCACCGCCUCACCCUCAAAUACACCACUUCGCCCUUAAAUAUACCACCUUGCCCUCAAACACAACACCUCGCCCUCAAAUACACCACCUCGCCCUCAAAUACACCACCUCGCCCUCAAAUAUCACCACCUCGCCCUCAAAUACCACCACCUCGCCCUCAAAUACACCGCCUCGCCCUUAA
Messenger RNA from Procambarus clarkii (red swamp crayfish), 642 nucleotides. NCBI's taxonomy places the organism in Eukaryota, Metazoa, Arthropoda, Malacostraca, Decapoda, Cambaridae. The record is from RefSeq and is a predicted model, not a curated record.